Umbelopsis ramanniana AG is the source of this 798-nucleotide messenger RNA. RefSeq lists its product as uncharacterized. The coding region runs from base 100 to 462 and encodes 120 amino acids. Gene Ontology annotation, cellular component: fungal-type vacuole membrane; cytosol; autophagosome. NCBI's taxonomy places the organism in Eukaryota, Fungi, Mucoromycota, Umbelopsidomycetes, Umbelopsidales, Umbelopsidaceae. Gene Ontology annotation, biological process: macroautophagy; cellular response to nitrogen starvation. Gene Ontology annotation, molecular function: phosphatidylethanolamine binding. The record is from RefSeq and is a predicted model, not a curated record. The transcript has 5 exons.
AUAUGGGCUACCAACUACGUUUUCACCCACCCACUUUCACCCGUUUACUCACCCAACUUUACUUCAUUGCGUUAAUACCGUCUGUACAUUCCUACACAAAUGAGAUCCAAGUUUAAGGACGAACAUCCCUUUGAGAAGCGAAAGGCCGAAGCUGACCGUAUUCGAACAAAGUACCCUGACCGAAUCCCCGUUAUUUGCGAAAAAGUCGAUAAAUCUGACAUUGCUACUAUUGACAAGAAGAAGUAUCUGGUUCCAUCUGACUUGACCGUAGGUCAAUUUGUAUACGUAAUUCGCAAGAGAAUUAAGCUCAGCCCAGAGAAGGCCAUCUUUAUCUUUGUGAAUGAAAUCCUACCCCCAACAGCAGCGUUAAUGAGUUCAAUGUAUGAGGAGCACAAGGACGAGGAUGGUUUCUUGUAUAUCACUUAUUCUGGUGAAAAUACAUUUGGUGCUAUCGUCGAGUAAUGACUACUGUCCAUCCCAUACCACGUUCGCUCGGUCUGCCUUCUCACUUCCUGCUACCUCCCUCCGUGACUAAGCGGGUAUUGCAUUAGUAGUAUAAUUCUUACCCAACUGGCACGUUUUCUUUCUUCAAUUUCUUUUUUCUCCCCUCUCCUUCUGUUGUACAUUUGAAAUAGGUGUUCUUUCAUACCAUUUGAUGGAUCACGUUUUGAGCGGUCACCAUAGACUACUCGAUAGCAUCCGUAUCUGUUGAAAUGUCAAUGAUAAACCACUUAAAGCAAGGGCUCUAAAUCCCUUUACUUGAUUAAAAGAAAGAAAUGACCUCCGUAAGAACCAUAA